Malaclemys terrapin pileata is the source of this 11674-nucleotide messenger RNA. It is a transcript of the gene THSD7A, whose product is annotated as thrombospondin type 1 domain containing 7A. The transcript has 30 exons. The record is from RefSeq and is a predicted model, not a curated record. The coding region runs from base 3081 to 8018 and encodes 1645 amino acids. Gene Ontology annotation, biological process: actin cytoskeleton organization. Lineage: Eukaryota; Metazoa; Chordata; Testudines; Emydidae. Gene Ontology annotation, cellular component: plasma membrane.
GGGUCUCAUGAAAGCGGGGGAGUGAGGGUGGGACCGAGAGCGGUGGGGGGUAGGUGUCAGUAAAUGCGGCCCUCGGGCCAAUGUACUAGUCCUCAUGUGGCCCUCAUGGUCAUUUGAGUUUGAGACCCCUGGUCUAGAUCCAUCCUCUUUGGAACCCCCUUUCAGGUAGUUGAAAGAAGCUAUCAAAUCCCCCCUCAUUCUUCUCUUCUGCAAACUAAACAAUCCCAGUUCCCUCAGCUUCUCCUCAUAAGUCAUUUGCUCCAGCCCCCUAAUCAUUUUUGUUGCCCUCCACUGGACUCUUUCCAAUUUUUCCACAUCCUUCUUGUAAUGUGAGGCCGAAAACUGGACACAGUACUCCAGAUGAGGCCUCACCAAUGCUAAAUAGAGGGGAAUGAUCAAACCUCCUAAUGACUUAGCAUAAAAUAUCUUUCUGAAAGGUUUUAUUGUACAUCUUCAGAUGCUGAGAGAUAUAAUAAUUAGUCUUGAAGGCUAGUGGGUAGUAUGGAGCAUUUUUGUCAAACAAAUAGCAAAUCUUUGCUACCCAGGUCCCAACUGCAAACAAGCAAUAUCAUUAUUACCCAUUAAUUAGGAAAUGGGAGAGUACUAUGCAUUUAUGAAAAAAUUAAUAAUUUCUCUGACUUAUAAUGACUCAUUUCAUGAUUUUCCAUCUAAAAAGUGUUAGUUUUAAAUUUUCUAUUUUUUCUAUGUAUUCCUGGAUAUAGGGAUGAUCACACUCACAAUUGCGUUUGUUUCUACAUUAAUCACUACAGAUAGUUUCAAAUAAAGCAAGUUUUCAAGGACAUAUUGCUCAGGUAUGCCAAAUUCUGAGAACAGAUUAAAAAGAAUUUCUAAGGACUUUGGUUAUUUCUUAGAUUUACGUUAACAAUGUUUUACAAACAUCACUGGAAUACCCAGGUUUAGACAGUUUUUUAGUAACUUCUGUCAGUUAAUGGUAAGUGAAGAGAGUCUAUGGACCUCAGAGUGUUUAAUAUUUAAUGUUGAUUAGUGGAUUAGUACUUGCAAGCAUUCAGCAUAAAGCAAAGCCUCUUUGAAAUAUAAUGAAACUUAAAAAUGGCUAAAAAAUUAUCGACAGACAUCCAAUCAAACUCACAGUUAUUCUAUCAUAGCCAUCAACGCUAAGCUUUUGACAUAUCAAUCAAUGUGAUACUAUGAAAGACUGAUUAAAGCUUAUCAUAUCAUAAUUCAUUUUUUGACACAUGAAACAAAUUCUGGACAGAUUAAUUGAAAAAGGCUGUGUUACUAUCUUGAAUAUUCAGCUCCCAAACAGUGUUCAAUAUUCUUUUGUAAUUAAUUAAUAAAAUGAUGAACAUUCUGCAUGACAGUUUGCACCUGUACCUUAUAAGGAAUGAAAAUAAAAUAUCCAUACAAACUCGAAUAACAUUUUGAGCUUGUUAGCGUUUCCAUGAGUACUAAAGAUAAAUAAGCUGAAAAUGACAAGGCAAACCUGUUCUUUCACUUGCAGCUUCCACAUGCCAUAGAAUAUAGGAUUGCUUCAGAAAAGACUCUGAAACAAUCCAUUGGACUACACAGGGGCUUUGUGUUUGCAAAUUCAGGGCCCUAAUUUUGCAGUUAGUCUAUGUCUGAGGGGAAACUGGGUAAAGAAUCCUCUUUCUUCUCUUCACUCUUGAAAGUAUUUGAAGUAAUUCAUGAAUCAAACCCCCACAUUUUUAUUAUUUAAAUAGCAAAAGUCCCAGCUAGAGCAAGUACUGUAUUUGCUUAUAUUAUGGAAAACAAUUUUAAUUAGUUCAUUUUUAGAAGCAUUUGCUACAAGGAAAUAGAGCUAGGUACUUUUAUUGGCUAUUAAAAGUUAAAUAAUUCCUUUUUACAACUUUUACCCCAAAGAUAGUGAAUGGUUUAAGACAGAUGUUGGAAAUAAUCUCGUGGUUUGUUUGCCAUCUUUCCCAGAUAAACUGUACAUUUAAUUCUUCAUCUAAAUAGCUGGAUGAUUUACAAUUCUCUUCGUUAAUGCCUCUAUCGUUCUCUUCAUAGCAAUUAAUGCACCUUUCCAGGGGUCUAUUUUAAUUAGUAUGAGAACAAGAAAAAGCAAAAUUAGCUUGUAAAAUAACGCUCCUUUUUUCUGUUUUUUAUUCCCACCUCGGUUUUCGAAUAAUAAAGGCAGAUCGGAAGGUGGUACGAUGACCUAAUUUUGGCAGCUGGCCCAGCAGAGGGAGAAAAUGUUCUCUCGGCUCCACCCCAAACAAGGCACAGGCAUUGGUCACUUUCGUCAAGUGCCCUCUCCUUCCAAGUUACUCUCGGGACGUGCUGCCUCAGGUAUCCUGAAUAACAGGUAAGUCACUUUCCCUUUCUGCUGCAGAAUAUCGGACAGAGAAGACCGGGGCGCGCUCUGCGAUGUGAGGGGGUCCAGCAGGCGCCGGCGGGGAGCCCGGGGGCUGGGGGGUUGGGUGCGGGGCGCGGGCUGAUGGCUUUUCCCCACGCACGCCGGAGGCGGUCGGGCAGGCUGGGAGGCGAGGAGCGGCACCCGAGCAGCAGCUUGGCCACGAGCGAGCUCGGCGGCGAGCUGCGAUGGUGCUGAACGCGGGGAGGCCCCUGCCCGUCCUGCGCUGGUUGUUGCUGAAAUUGUUAUGCUGGGGUUGGCUGACUUCUUGCUCAUGUACUUCUGUCCCAGCAUGCAGUGGAAUAGUGACAUCUGUAUCACAGCUCCUCAGCACUGGAGAAUGGAAUCUUCCUAUGAUUAAAAGCUGGUGUAAAUGAGGGCUGCUGCCUCCCAGACCAAGAUAACCUGCUCAGUCAGCUGGAGCCCCCUGUGGACAGCUGUCUCUCUCAGCUGAUGGAAAACUGCUACUAACCACUGAAUGGAAGAGAGUGGAGCAACAACCACAGUAGUAGCUGCAGCAGUAGCAGUAAUAGCAGCAGCAACCGAGGUCUCUAUUGUUCCUUGGUGUUAAACAGUUUUUCCUUUUCAGCUGACAUGCACAAUAGCUGGGAAGAGGUUUCCAUUCUGCCCUCUCUAUGAAGAAAUUCUGAAAGGGAGAAAAUUACUCAAACAAGGGUUACCCUUUGUGCUGCAGAUUUUGACACUGAAGCAGCCUUCUGAAGGCAUGGGGGUGAGAGAGGGAGGCACAGUUUUAUCCGGUGGUCCAGGGGCUUCUGCUGUUUCAAUCCGGUGUGUUGGAGUUCUUGUGGUUCUUCUGUUUGGAAUCUGGGAAGCUAAAGCACAAAAUGAAUUUGAAACUUCUUCUGUAUAUUUGUGGAAGACUGGUCCAUGGGGAAGAUGUAUGGGAGAUGAAUGUGGUCCAGGUGGUAUCCAAACACGGGCAGUAUGGUGUGCUCAUGUGGAAGGAUGGACAACGCUGCCCACAAAUUGUAAACAGAUAGAGAGGCCUGAGAACCAACAGAACUGUUUCAGGGUUUGUGACUGGCACAAAGAACUGUAUGAUUGGCAGUUGGGCAACUGGAAUCAGUGCCAGCCAGUUAUUUCAAGGAAUCUUGAAAAACCAGUGGAAUGCAUCAAAGGAGAAGAAGGAAUCCAGAUGAGAGACGUAACUUGUGUCCAAAAAUCAAAUGGGGUUUCUGCUGAGGAUGUCAUAUGCGAGUACUUUGAACCAAAGCCACGCCUGGAACAGGCAUGCCUCAUCCCUUGCCGCCAGGACUGUAUUGUGGCAGAGUUCUCCCCCUGGUCAGAAUGUUCCAAGACUUGUGGCAAUGGGCUUCAGCAUCGGACUCGUCACAUUGUUGCUCCACCUCAGUUUGGUGGCUCUGCUUGCCCUAACCUGACUGAAUUUCAGAUCUGUCACUCUACCCCAUGUACUACUGAAGAAAGCUUGCACAGCCUGAAUGUGGGAUCCUGGAGUACAUGCUCAAUGCCCCACUCAAGACAUAUAAGGCAAGCAAGGAAACGAGGGAAGAACAAAGAAAAGGAGAAGGACAGAGAAAAAGGAGUACGGGAUCCUGAAGCUCGGGAGCUUAUUAAGAAAAAGAGGAAUCGAAAUAGACAGAACAGACAAGAGAACAAAUAUUGGGACAUACAGAUUGGAUAUCAGACCCGGCAGGUUACAUGUACUCACAAAAAUGGAAAAACUGCUGCCUUGAGCUUUUGCCAACAAGACAAGUUGCCAAUUACCUUCCAGUCCUGUGUGAUCACUAAGGAGUGCCAGGUGUCAGAGUGGUCUGAGUGGAGCCCCUGUUCUAAAACAUGUUUUGAUAUGACAUCCCCUAAAGGAAAUCGUACAAGAACACGGACCAUUAAGCAGUUUCCUAUCGGCAGUGAAAGUGAAUGCCCAGAGCUAGAAGAAAUAGAGCAAUGUAGCUCUCAAGGAGAUGGUGUGGCACCGUGUGUUACGUAUGGCUGGAGAACCACAGAGUGGACAGAAUGUCGUGUUGACCCUUUACUUAGCCAACAGGACAAAAGACGAGGGAAUCAGACAGCUCUGUGUGGAGGUGGAAUUCAAACCCGUGAGGUGUACUGUGUGCAAGCUAAUGAAAAUCUCCUCUCCUAUUUAAAUACCCUCAAGGAAAAAGAAGCUUCCAAGCCUGUGGAUCGGAAACUGUGCACAGGACCUGUACCUAGCACCACUCAAUUGUGCCAUAUCCCUUGUCCAAUAGAAUGUGAAGUGUCAGCUUGGUCUGCUUGGGGACCAUGCACCUAUGAAAGCUGUGAAGACCAGCAAGCCAAAAAGGGUUUUAAGUUAAGGAAGCGGUCCAUCACAAAUGAACCUACAGGAGGCACUGGAGGGACAGGAAAUUGCCCUCAUUUGCUUGAAGCUAUCCCGUGUGAGGAGCCCUCUUGCUAUGACUGGCGAAUAGUGAGACUAGAAGAGUGCAUACCAGACAAUGAGAAGCAGUGUGGGCCUGGCUCUCAAGUUCCAGAGGUGGUCUGUAUCAACAGUGAUGGAGAAGAGGUUGACAGACAGCUGUGUAGAGAUGCUAUCUAUCCAAUUCCCAUUGUCUGUGAAGUUCCAUGCCCAAAGGAUUGUGUACUCAGCAUGUGGUCUGGAUGGUCCUCCUGCUCUCACACCUGCUCAGGCAAAACCACAGAAGGAAAACAGAUGCGAGCCCGCUCUAUUCUGGCAUAUGCAGGUGAAGGAGGCAUUCAGUGCCCAAACAGUAGUGCACUUCAGGAAGCACGCAGCUGUAAUGAACACCCUUGCACUGUGUACCACUGGCAGACUGGGCCCUGGGGCCAGUGUAUAGAAGAUGUCUCUGUGUCUACUUUCAACUCAUCUACCAGUUGGAAUGGGGAGGCCACCUGUGCUGUUGGGAUGCAAACAAGAAAAGUCAUCUGUGUGAGGGUCAACGUGGGACAAGUGGGACCAAAAAAAUGUCCUGAAAGCCUUCGACCAGAAACAGUGAGGCCUUGUUUGCUUCCUUGUAGGAAAGACUGUAUUGUGACUCCAUACAGUGACUGGACAUUGUGUUCUUCCCCAUGUCAAGAAGGGGAUGUCACAGUAAAGGAACAGUCUCGCCAUCGAGUCAUCCUCCAGCUCCCUGCAAAUGGUGGCCGUGACUGCCCAGACACGUUAUAUGAGGAAAAGGAAUGUGAGGCUCCUCCUGUGUGCUAUACUUACAGGUGGAAGACCCACAAAUGGCGCAGAUGCCAGCUGGUACCAUGGUAUGUUCGCCAGGACAGCCCAGGUGCCCAUGAGACAUGUGGGCCUGGACUGCAAGCAAGAGCAAUUACUUGUCGUAGACAAGAUGGAGGACCGGCUGACAUCAGUGAGUGCCUUAAAUAUGCAGGCCCUUUACCAACAUUAACACAGGCCUGCCAGAUUCCUUGCCAAGAUGACUGUCAGUUCACAAUCUGGUCAAAGUUUUCUUCCUGCAAUGGGGACUGUGGAGCAGUCAGGACGAGAAAGCGCUCUCUUGUUGGAAAAAGUAAGAAGAGGGACAAGUGCAAAAAUUCCCAGUUGUAUCCUCUGAUCGAGACUCAAUUUUGUCCUUGUGACAAGUACAACGCUCAGCCUGUGGGGAACUGGUCAGACUGCAUUUUACCAGAGGGCAAAGUGGAAGUAUUACUUGGAAUGAAAGUACAAGGAGAUAUCAAGGAAUGUGGGCAAGGCUAUCGUUACCAGGCCAUGGCAUGCUAUGAUCAAAACAGUCGGCUCGUGGAAACAGCACGAUGCAACAGUCACGGUUACAUUGAGGAAGCCUGCAUUAUUCCAUGCCCCUCAGACUGCAAGCUCAGUGAAUGGUCCAAUUGGUCUCGCUGUAGUAAAUCCUGUGGGAGCGGGGUAAAGGUUAGGUCUAAAUGGCUCCGUGAAAAACCUUACAAUGGUGGAAGACCCUGCCCCAAGCUGGAUCAUGUCAAUCAGGCUCAGGUAUAUGAGGUGGUCCCAUGCCACAGUGACUGCAGCCAGUACAUAUGGGUUACAGAACCCUGGAGCGUCUGCAAAGUGACCAAUGUUGACUUAAAGGAGAACUGUGGAGAAGGUGUGCAAACCAGGAAAGUGAGGUGCAUGCAAAACACAGUGGAUGGUCCUUCUGACACUGUUGAGGACUACCUGUGUGACCCUGAAGAGAUGCCUCUUGGUGCUAGAAGAUGCACAUUGCCAUGCCCUGAAGACUGUGUUAUGUCUGAAUGGGGCCAGUGGUCUAGAUGUUCCUUGCCCUGCAACGGAAGUAAUGUGCGUGAAAGGUCAGCGGAGCCCCUAAGACAACCUGAUGAAGGAAAGGCUUGUCCUGCCUCCACUGAGACAGAACCUUGCAGUCUGAACAAAAACUGUUACCACUAUGAUUACAAUGUGACAGACUGGAGUACGUGUCAGCUCAGCGAGAAGGCAGUCUGUGGUAAUGGCAUCAAAACAAGAAUGCUAGAUUGUGUUCGCAGUGAUGGCAAAUCAGUUGACCUGAAGUAUUGUGAAGUGCUUGGCUUGGAGAAGACGUGGCAGAUGAAUACUUCCUGUGUGGUGGAAUGUCCUGUGAACUGUCAGCUUUCUGACUGGUCUCCAUGGUCUGAGUGUUCUCAAACAUGUGGCCUUACAGGAAAGAUGAUACGAAGGAGGACAGUAAAUCAGCCUUUCCAGGGCGAUGGAAGACCUUGUCCAUCUCAGAUAGAGCAAUUCAAACCCUGCCCAGUAAAACCUUGUUAUCGAUGGCAGUAUGGCCAUUGGGCUGAAUGCAAAGUUGAGGAUGCUCAGUGUGGAGAGGGGACAAGAGUCAGGAAUAUUUCAUGUGUGGUCUAUGAUGGAUCUACUGAAGAUGUUGGCAAAAUAGUAGAUGAGGAAUUCUGUGGAGAAAUUGAGCCUGUUAUUGAUGGCAAUAAGAAGAUGGUACUUGAGGAAACCUGCACCCUUCCUUGUCCAGGUGAUUGUUACUUGAAAGAGUGGUCAGAAUGGAGCCUUUGUCAGCUGACUUGUGUCAAUGGAGAAGAUCUUGGUUUUGGAGGGAUACAAGUCCGAUCCCGGGCAGUGAUCAUUCAGGAAUUAGAGAACCAACACCUCUGUCCAGAACAGGCUUUGGAAACAAGAUCAUGUAACGAUGGUCAGUGUCACGAAUACAAGUGGAUGGCUAGCCCAUGGAAGGGGUCUUCUCGGACAGUAUGGUGCCAAAGAUCAGAUGGAUUAAAUGUUACAGGGGGCUGUUUAGUGAUGCGCCAACCAGAUGCUGACAGGUCAUGUAACCCACCGUGCAGUCAACCCCAUUCUUACUGUAGCGAGACUAGAACGUGUGGUUGUGAAGAAGGGUACACUGAAGUAAUGUCCUCUGAUGGCACACUCGAGGAGUGCACACUCAUCCCUGUGGUAGCGAUCCCCACUAUGGAGGACAAAAAAGGAGAUGUGAAAACCAGUCGAGCUGUGAACCCCACCCAGCCAUCCAGUAACCAGUCAGGACGAGGAAGGACCUGGUUUCUGCAGCCUUUCGGGCCAGAUGGGAGGCUGAAGACCUGGGUAUAUGGCGUAGCUGCUGGCGCAUUUGUUUUACUCAUCUUUAUUGUUUCUAUGAUCUAUCUAGCCUGCAAAAAGCCAAAGAAACCCCAGAGAAGGCAGAACAAUCGGCUGAAACCUUUAACACUGGCUUAUGACGGAGAUGCAGAUAUGUAAAAUAUAACUUUCCAUUGCAACAACUGGAUUCUACAUUGCUGGGUUGAAAUCAGAGGGUGUCCAAAGGCACAGGGGCAUGCUACAGAGUGGAUUUUAGGCAUUUUUUGUUUGUUUUCUAAGAACUGCACCAUAAAACAAAGAAGAAUGGCUUUCAUAAUGCCCAUGGAUAUUCAAGGCAUUAUUGCUUUAUUCUAAGCCAUGAGCACAGAGAAUUCUGGCAGAUUGGAAACAUUAAUGUGGUUUUUUGAAACUGUCAAAACCACCUCAGUCUCCAAACCACUGUGGCUGACUUAGUAUUCACAGUUGAGAGCCCUGAUGCCAGACUUACCUUCACCAUUAACCAAGUAUAAUCACUGAGCAUGAAGAGUUUGAACCAAGCUGUCUAUAACUCUUUAUAUUCAAGCAUAACAUAUAUACUCAGUUGAAGCAUAUGUAUUAUUCUGUCAAAUUAUAUACUUGUUAAAGAGCAUUUUAGCGCUUAAUAAGAUGUUAACUGAGAAGAUUGAACAAGUUCAGGAUCUUGGCAAUUGUGUAGCUUGUGUUAACCUGCAUUUCAGAGGGCAAAGAUUCUCUUGCAAGACUGUUCUAUUAUCACUCCAAAGUAUCAAUGCCUCAUAUACACAAGUAUCUAGGAAGGAAACAUCCUCAGAUUCAGUAUUUUAUAGUGAUUACUGUCUGGAAAAAUGAAUACCUGGUGUAAAAGUUACAAUAUGUUUCUACUUUCUCUAAUUCUCAAACUGUUGCCUGCAUCUUUUUUGCUACAUGUAAGGCAAAUUUUUGCACUAUAUUAGUGCAGCAUGAUAUGCACUUAACUAGUAUUGCCAUAGAAACUGCCUCUUUUCAAAAUGGAUGAUGAUGCAUCUUGUGCCAGGAGUGUCAAGUAGGCAUUUAAGUUCUUGAAUCCUGAAGAGAGUAGAGUUCAGCUUGGACUGUGACUGGAUGGAAUCAGCUAAUACAUGUACUGUAUACACUGUUUCUCAUCACAGCAGCCAUUUUGUAGUCUAUAUCAUGGCAGUAAUAUAAGUGUCUAGUUUCUUGCCCCAUCUACUUAUACAAAUGUAGAUUCUCCAGUUGGUUUCUAAUUGUACUUUGAAGGCUGUUUAUGACUAGAUUUUUUAUAUUUGUUAACUUUGUUAAAAAAAAAAAAGAAAAGAAAAGUGGUUGCCCUCUCAUCUUGAGUGAAAUAUUCUGAUUAUUUGUUCAGCUAAAAAGAAGAAAACGUGUUGCUUAUUUUUCCUCUCACUAGCAAAAUAAUUGCCAUUGUGGCUGCCGAUGCAAAACUUUCCAUUUAGUUAGGAUAACUGGAUGUAAUCUAUACCUUUAAUUAUUCAGCUAAACUCUUAAAAGUACUGGUUAAUGAAGGAUAUCAAAAUAUUUGCCUCACUAAACAGUCAGAUAACUUUUUCUCAACUCUGGUAGUAUAACAGUUCAUUGCCACUCAUUUCUUUACCCUAGUCCAUCCCUAUAGCUUUUCACUGUUAUGCUUCCAAAAUGAAGCAUGUUGUACUACCAUUGUAUCUACCUACACCUGUCACAGACAGGACUCAUAACCCGAGAGGGCUUACACUACCAGAGUGGCUUCUAGAUGUAGCCUAAAAGAAAAAUAUAAAUGACUGUGCUAUUACCAAGCAAUAUAAUGACAAGACUUUAUCACGCAACCUUUCAAAAAAAUGGUUGUCUAAAGUUCAGUAUUUCUCAGAUCUUUUAAUAACCUCCACCAUUCCUGUGCACCACUCCCAAGCACCAGUUUUUGUACAGCCAGUAAAACUACACACUUUGCCAACUUUGGGCUGGCUCGUGUGUCCACUGAAAUUAAUGGGCGGCAUGAGUCCUUAUUCCACGUCAAAUUAUCAUUGAAAUCAGUGUGUUUUGUUCAAAAAUCAAAAGUAGAAUAUGGUAAUACCCGUGUUUUGAUAUCACACUAUGAUAUCUUCUCCUAAUGCAUAGGUAAGAUGAGAAGAACAGAUGAGUGUGUCAAUUAGCAAUAGGCAUUUGUGCAGGUUCAAUUUCAGACCUUACACCCUAAUCCUGCAACUCGUUGGUGGACUGCCAGACCUGCCCAACACUCCACAGAACUCAAUAUGGCUCCUUGCUGCAGGAGCAGUAGUUCACUUACAUACAACAAGUUGCAAGAUUGAGGCUUUAAUCUUACGUCAUUUCAUACAGACCUUAGGGCAAAAAAAAAAAAACUGUAUGUACAAAGUUAAGUUCUUUGAAGUGUUUGAGUGAGAAACAAUAAAAAGUUAGUUCUUUCUUUAUCAGACAGACAAAAAAAAUGGACAGUGGGAAAGUUAUCAAAUUGCAAAUAAAACUUUAAAAAUAUGAUGAUUAAACUUGGUCAUGGAUUAAUUAAUUACCUUUGGAAGCCCAUUUCUGGGUGUUGAAUUGUUUCAGGCUAACAUCUCUGUCCGUGCGGAUAAGUGAAGAAGGUUCUUAAACUGGCAACAAGUUACCACUAUUAGUUACACUGGCUAGUCUUUUAGCAGGAGCUCCACUGUAGCGCUCACCAUGAAGCCUGUGUGACCUGAACACCCAAAACUUCACAAUUAACUUCCAAUUAAAGGUUUGCUAUCAUUUGUUGCUCCCCAUAUAAAAUUACUAUUGCUAAAACACAGACAAAGAAUGGGUGUUUGGCUUUUACAAUCCAUACAAGUAUUUUAUGAGAAGAAAAUCAAGAGCUGGUACAGAUCCGCAAUUGUAUUAAAUUCUGUGUUUCAUAAAACUUGAGCCAGAAUAGCCUAUUCUUUCUUUAUGAAGAAAAGCAUUAUUUUAAAAAGAUGUUUAGGAUAUGAGAAGAGUUGUAAGUCUUUAAAUCUAACAGUUGCAAAAGGUGGUCAAGUCCUAUAACUAUGAAACAGUUAAAAACAAACAAAAAGUUUCAUAUAGAAUGAAGAGUAAUUUGCUUUAAAAACCAGAGUGCUUCUACAAAUCCAGUGCCUAAAGCAGCCACUACUGUAGUUUGUUAGUUUGUGAAAGUAAUGUUUCCAGUGAUCAAGUGUCUCUAAACCAUUCAGAAAAUAGCUGAGUAGAUAUUUUCUUGUUGGUAUGGUGGUUUGUAAUUUCCUUUAAAAUCUGUAGUUUCUAGAUUACUGUGUCUGCUUUGAGUCCUGGAGCAGUUUAUUUUCAAAGCUUUGCUGAUACUGCACAAGCUUCUGUAUGUUUGCUACAAUGCACCCAUUUUAAAAUUCCCUUUCUGCCACCAAAGUAAUAACGUCCAUUUUCCAAUUUAACAAUCUGAAAAGACCCACUUAAAUACUUUGUAUAAAUCACUGUAAAAUAUACCUUGGAUGAAACUGAAAUCUUUUACCUUUAUGUAAAUCAUGCUCACCCAAAGUUAAGAGUUUAUUUUGCCUAACUUAAUUUACUUGAAGAUUUAUUUUGUAGAAUAAGGAGGCAGCUGUCUGAGGAAUGUUUACUUUUUUUGGUUAAUGUUAAUUUGUAAAUUGUGUAAUGCAUUUUUAUUUUUUAAAUUAUGUAUAUUCUUUUUUAAUGCACAAAAUGUUUACGUACAACUACUGCAAAUUUGUGUAUAUUGUCACUAAGCUUUAUUCAGUUAAUAUAGAUGGCAUGUGAAAAUGUAACAAGACUUACAUUUUCAUAUGGGUUAUUUUUAUGUAACUGAUGUAUUGCUGACAAUAAAUAUAAACACAAUCAUU